Messenger RNA from Cajanus cajan (pigeon pea), 2014 nucleotides. RefSeq lists its product as uncharacterized. The record is from RefSeq and is a predicted model, not a curated record. Gene Ontology annotation, cellular component: membrane; cytoplasm. NCBI's taxonomy places the organism in Eukaryota, Viridiplantae, Streptophyta, Magnoliopsida, Fabales, Fabaceae.
UACGAAAGUUCAAAAUAUUGCAACAGCGGUCCUCUUCAGUGACGGUUCAAAUACUUGGCGUUUGUUGGAUGUCUUUGGUUGGUCUCUCGCAUUCUUAAGUCUUAACCCUUUUCCGCCAUGUGAGAUAGCAAGCGACACAACCACGCCAAUCGCACACACAAAUCAAUUCAUUCUCCAAUUAACGCCUCCAUUCCAGUCGAUUCGAUUCGGCUCAGCUCGUCUCGGCUCGGCUCGGCUCGAUUCGAUUUUGUACGUUGACAGGUGUUAGGGGAAUUGGAGGUGGGAUAUAGGUAGAAGAGCGUAGUUGUUUGUGUUUUCAUCUAUGUUUGGAGGUGUUAACGUUCCUGCUAAUAGUCCGCACUUGCGCAAGUCUGGGAGUAGACCUGUUGUUUAUGAUCUUGAUGAACAUGAGGUCGAAAAUGGCGGUGAGGAGGGUUUAUUGCAUCCCGUGGAGGCAGGUGAUUCAAAGGUUGGUGCAACACCCGUGAGUGCUUCUGCUGUUGCAAUGAUGCCGUCGCCCAUUUUGUUGCGGAGAUUCAAGGUACUAUUGUUCCUCAUUUGGGGCCUCAUCUGUUGCAAGAUUGGAUGGGAUUCUGUCAUGAGAAUGAGUGCAGACAAGCGGGAUUUGUUCCUUUAUGAAGCAUUUUUGUAUUUUAAUCCUCUUCUUCUAGCGGCUUUGAUGGUUUGGCUGUGGGGAAUCAACUUAUGGUUUUUUGCUCAGGGUGGAGUCAAUUAUGCAAAAAUAUUUGAUCUUGAUCAAAAUCAUCUGACUCACAGAGAAAUAUGGAAGUGUGCUACAUGGAUGACAAUUAUUGUCCCAACCAGCAUGACAGCAUAUAUUUAUCUCUAUUCUCAUGGAGAAGUAUCAUAUGCUGCAUCACAACCAGUGCUCUUAUACGCUGCUGCUGUAAUGGUUUUGAUAUUCCCCUUUGAUAUCUUUUAUUUUUCAUCUAGAUAUUACUUCUUAAAGACACUCUGGCGAAUACUUUUCCCAUUACAGGCAAUAUCAUUUGCUGAUUUUUUCUUGGCUGAUAUCUUAACUUCGAUGGCAAAGGUCUUUUCUGAUUUGGAGCGUUCUGUAUGUAGAAUGGUCCAUCGACAGGUUGCCACAAUUGCUUGGUUGGAAGCUGAUUCUGUUUGUGGCAGUCACUCUGUUGCAAUCCCUUUGGUUCUUGUUUUGCCCUAUCUUUUUCGAUUAAAUCAAUGCCUCCGGCAGUACAAAGAUACUGGAGAGAAAACUUCUCUUCUGAAUGCUUUAAAAUAUUCAACCGCAGUGCCUGUGAUUUUUCUUUCUGCACUUAAAUAUCACGUCUUCCCUGAUAGGUGGACAAACUUUUAUAGGCCUCUCUGGCUUCUGUCAGGUGUCGUGAACUCAUCAUACUCUUUCUACUGGGAUGUGUCUCGAGAUUGGGACCUAAGUGGCUUCACUCGAAUAUUCAAGUUCAACAAGCCACAUCUAUUCUCACAAAUGUUGUAUGGAAGGAGAUGGGUUUACCUCUGGGUGAUUGGAAGCAAUCUGGUUUUGCGUUGCACAUGGACAUAUAAGCUGUCUGCCCAUCUUCGUCAUAAUUACCUCACGGUGUUCGCAAUUGCUGCUUUGGAGAUUUUCCGACGCUUCCAAUGGAUCUUUUUCCGUGUUGAAAAUGAGUGGAACAAGAUGAAUUCCAAAUCACAUUCGCAUCUCCCAGUCAAAGAAAUCUCGAACGAUGAAGAGAAAUUACUUCAUCCCCGUUAACUACAGUGUAUAGGCUAGAUAACAGUAUGAUGCUCUGGCAGUAUCAUACAAGGUAUAUUUCAAAUAUUUUGACGAUAGGGGAUCUCCAUUCCGUUUUAUGAUUCCAUUGGCUUGGCUACCCCUCGAUUAUACAUGUCAUUCUUUAUUCACAAAAAGAAAAAGAAGAAAAAAAACAGUUUAUUCUUACUGGGCUCUUCAGUAGUAUCUUGUUCCAUUCUAUAACAAUUUUAUCAUGUAUAGCAAGCCUUCUGUUUAAUAGCAUCGUUUAUGCAUGGACCA